Messenger RNA from Nematolebias whitei (Rio pearlfish), 2761 nucleotides. RefSeq names its product lysyl oxidase homolog 4-like. Gene Ontology annotation, molecular function: protein-lysine 6-oxidase activity; copper ion binding. The transcript is spliced from 14 exons. The record is from RefSeq and is a predicted model, not a curated record. Bases 1 to 2754 code for a protein of 917 amino acids. Gene Ontology annotation, cellular component: membrane. NCBI's taxonomy places the organism in Eukaryota, Metazoa, Chordata, Actinopteri, Cyprinodontiformes, Rivulidae. Gene Ontology annotation, biological process: peptidyl-lysine oxidation.
AUGCUGCCUCUCGGCUCCCUGUCCGCGCUCCUCGUCCUGCUCCUCCUCUGCCCCCCUCAGCUGUCCGCGCAGGACCUGCAGAUACGUCUGGCAGGACAAGGUCGGCGAAGUGCAAACGAGGGCCGUGUGGAGAUCUUCUACGAUGGCUCGUGGGGCACGGUGUGCGACGAUGAUGUGAAUAUUAACCUGGCAAAUGUCCUGUGCAAGCAGCUGGGCUUUCAGCGGGGCCUCACCUGGGCCCACAGUGCCAAGUUCGGCCAGGGACAAGGUCUGAUCUGGUUGGACAAUGUGCGCUGUAAGGGCACAGAGCUCUCUGUGGCAGAAUGCCAUUUUAAUGGUUGGGGAAUCAAUGACUGCACCCAUGCUGAGGAUCUAGGGGUGAUUUGUAGCUCAGAAAGGAGACCCGGCUUCCCUGACGUUACUCUAGAAGAAGCACCUUCAUCCCCAUGGCAACAGCCAAACCAACAAAGAAGUCCAGCACCAUCGCAGUCUCUGUCCCCUGCAGCUCCACCGGCUCCCCCGGCAAACAUUCCCUCAAACCCCGCAAGAGGCCACGAGAUCGCCCUUCAUCGCAACCCAUCCACCUCCUAUCGCAGCAACCUCUCCCCUCGGGAAAACGGCCACGAGAUCCAGAUCCUGAGGCGGAAUCGAGGAGGUUCAAGAGCAAACUACCAGAACAGGCCGGCUUUGCCGCAAGGACACCAGCUGCCCUCGCGCCUGGCAAACAUCGAGACCUACAGGCAGAGACAGGAGACGAUGAGGACCGGUCCACAGGCGAUGAGACGGGAGGCAGAAGGGCAAGGGAACGGGGAGCCACAACCCCCAGCUCUCUCCCAGAUCCAGUCUGAGAGGAGCAGCGACAGGCACCAGCAGUUCAGUGGGAACCACGUCGAAACAGAUCCAGUUUAUCCAGACAUGGACCUGGAGACUGACACACAAUACGCACAGGGUUCUGAGAGGGCCCACUUAGAGGAGGCUCGUCUGCGUCCAGUCCUGUCCAGCAGCCACGGUGGUCUCGUGACAGAGGGAGUGCUGGAAGUGAAGCAUGCUGGGAAGUGGCGUCAAGUGUGCAACCAGGGUUGGGACUUGAGCAGCAGCCGAGUCGUGUGUGGCAUGUUGGGAUUUCCUGAAGCCGAACCGUUGGACCAAACCCCCUACAGGAAACUUUGGGACUCCAAGUUAGCUGAUCCUUCAUCAAGGUUGAGGACACAGAUCAGUAAGAAGGCUUUCUGGGUGGAGAAGGUGCAGUGCCAGGGCUUUGAGGUGUCAUUGGAACAGUGUGUCGCUCAGCUGUCCCUCCCCAGAAGUGAUGUUCCCUGCAUGGGGGCCAUGCACGCAGUGGUCCGCUGCGCCCCUGGAUACCAGUUUACACAUCAUGGCAGAGCACCUGCUCCCCCCGCCGUGCCGCCUGUUGUUCGUCUGAAGGCCGGGCCUCGUCUUGGGGAGGGCCGUGUGGAGGUGCUGAAGGAGGGCAAGUGGGGCACGGUGUGCGACCACCUGUGGGACCUGGCUGCUGCCAGCGUGGUCUGCAGAGAACUGGGCUUUGGGACGGCUAAAGAGGCUUUGACCAGAGCUCAACUGGGGCAGGGUACCGGCCCCAUCCACAUGAACAGCGUCCAGUGCACAGGCAGGGAGCGGUCACUUACAGAUUGUCGCUACAGGCCUGUACCACUCUACACCUGCAAACACAACCAAGAUGUAGCUGUCCGCUGCAACGUUCCCAACACUGGCGUGCAGGCCACUGUGCGCCUGGCAGGCGGCAGAGACCGCGGAGAAGGCCGUGUGGAGGUGCUGAUGGAGGAUGGAGGGGUGAAGCGUUGGGGCGCGGUCUGCAGCGAGAACUGGGGUCUCAACGAAGCCAUGGUGGUCUGCCGACAGCUGGGUUUGGGAUUUGCCUCCAGAGCUCAUCAGGAGACCUGGUACUGGCCGGGAUCUUCAGAUGCCAGAGAGGUGCUGCUGAGUGGGACCCACUGCGUCGGCACUGAGAUGUCUGUCCAGCAGUGUCGCAGAAAUACACACAUCUACUGUCCCCGAGGAGGAGAUGGCAAAGCUGCAGGAGUCACGUGUGUAGAGAAUGCUCCUGACCUUGUGGUGGACGCUCAGCUCGUCCAAGAGACGGCCUACCUGGAGGAUCGACCCCUCCACCUGUUGACCUGUGCUAACGAGGAGAACUGCCUGUCUUCCUCUGCUGCCAGAAUGAACUGGCCCUACGGACACCGGCGCCUGCUGCGCUUCUCCUCCCGCAUCAUGAACAUGGGUCUCGCCGACUUCAGGCCACGAGCUUCCAGAGAAAGCUGGACAUGGCAUCAGUGUCACAGGCACUACCACAGCAUUGAGGUGUUCACCCACUAUGAUCUGCUCACCCUCAAUGGGACAAAAGUGGCCGAAGGUCACAAAGCCAGUUUUUGUUUGGAGGAUACCUACUGCCCCGAAGGCCUCCAGAAGCGAUUCGCCUGCUACAACAUGGGAGAUCAGGGCAUCUCUGUCGGCUGCUGGGACACGUACCGCCACGACAUCGACUGUCAGUGGGUCGACAUCACAGACGUGCGACCUGGUGAAUACAUCUUUCAGGUGGAGGUCAACCCUUCCUUAGACAUGGCCGAGUCCGAUUUCCAGAACAAUGUGAUGCGCUGUCGGUGCAAAUACGACGGAGCACGAGUUUUCCUCUUCGGCUGCCACGCAGGUGAUGGUUACAGCGCUGAAGUGGAGGACUUGUUCGACCAUCAACGGCAGAUUUCCAACAACUUCCUGUGAAACAGUG